Gigantopelta aegis is the source of this 903-nucleotide messenger RNA. RefSeq lists its product as uncharacterized. Bases 32 to 865 code for a protein of 277 amino acids. The record is from RefSeq and is a predicted model, not a curated record. NCBI's taxonomy places the organism in Eukaryota, Metazoa, Mollusca, Gastropoda, Neomphalida, Peltospiridae. The transcript is spliced from 3 exons.
GAGAACCACUCCACCGCCUACCCAGUUCGAGAUGAAUCUCUUUAAAAGCAUCACCCACGGAAUCGACGACCGCCUGGCUCUAUCCAGGUCCAGGGGAAUCCCCGUGAAGACCGCCAAGAUGAUUUUCUCCAAGCAGGACCACACGCACAAGGUGUACGUCAGAAACAAAGACUGCUGGGCGUACGGCCUGGAUCUGACCUCUAUUUCUCCUUGGAACAGUGACCUCAGAAACAGAAAGGCUGGAACGCUGGUCUCACCUCGUCACAUGUUGUGGGCGAGACACUACAGCAUUCACGUGAACAAAACAGUCAGAUUUGUUGACGCCAACAACAACGUCAUUGAACGUCGCGUGAUCUCCACACACUUGGUGAACAGAACAGCGCACGACCACUUCUACGGCAAAGACAUCGUCGUCGGAUUCCUGGACAAAGAUGUUCCGUCAACGAUCAGCUUCGCCCGAGUGAUGCCGAGAGAGAUCUUGUAUUUCCGGCCACAACACAGCACGAGACUUCCCGUUCUCAGUACGGACCAGGAGGAGAAAGCGCUUGUGGCAGAUUUCAAUUAUUAUUACGGUUCAGGAGUCUCGCUGAGGACGCCAAUAGCCAACAGUACACGUCACGAGUUCUUUGAACGAAUCAUAGGAGGGGACAGCGGAAAUCCGAACUUCUUUGUUAUCAAUCAGCAGAUUGUUCUGCUCUUUGUGCUUACUACAGGUGGCGCUGGUGGUGGUACUAACAUCAACCACUGGUACGACGCGAUCAACAGCAUCAUGGAGCAGCAAGGUGGCGGAUACCAGCUGACUGAAGCCAGUCUACACGGAUUCCUCGAUCACCAGCACCACAGUCUGCCUAACAUUGUGGGAUAAUCUAACCAGGGUCUGUCAUGGGGUGGGAGAGAACAAAA